AUGUUUCCUAUCCACUCUAAAGCUGUCGACCAGGAGCUAACAUUUAGAAGUCAGCCAGACCAAAGGAAAUGUAGGGGGUUUAAUAUGCGAGUGUUCCGCUGGUCUCAGGCAAUGAUCUUCUUCAUUGAGGAGAUCAACCAAAACCCUGCUCUACUGCCAAACAUUACACUGGGCUAUAGGCUGUAUGACACAUGUGGGCUGACAGCUCUGUCUCAGAGGACAGUAUUGUCUGUAGUCUCUCAACCCAUGAAAAGGAACAGUUCAGGGGUGUGCUCCUCCAUGAGCAUCCCCAUCAUCAUUGGGGAUUCUGGAUCCACACUGUCCAUGGCCAAUUCCAGACUACUCAACCUGUUCCGUAUCCCGCUGGUGAGUUACUUUGCCUCCUGUGCUUGCCUUAGUGACAAACAGCAGUUCCCUUAUUUUUUUCGCACAAUCCCCAGUGAUGUAAAUCAGGCCAGCGCUCUUGCUCGUCUAGUGAAGCAUUUGGGCUGGACCUGGGUGGGCACAGUCGGUGCUGAUGAUGCUUACGGCCGCACUGGCAUAGACAUGUUCACAGUAGAAGUGACCCGCCUAGGUGUGUGCGUGGCUUAUCGGGUCAUCAUACCAAAACUACCCACUCAGCAACAGCUGCAAGACAUAGUUAGGACCAUUCGAGAUUCUACAGCACGUGUUUUGGUGGUUUUUGCCAUUGAGGAGGAUAUCAAGCCAGUAGUGGAUGAAAUAGUACGGCAGAAUGUGACCGGGAAGCAGUGGGUGGCCAGUGAAGCCUGGGUGACCUCCACUCUAAUCUCCACUAAAGAGAACUACCUUUCCCUCAGCGGCACCAUUGGCUUCGCCAUCCGCCGAGCUGAGAUACCUGGCCUCAAACUCUUCCUCGAAAGCAUACAGCCUCUGGCUGAGCCUUACAAUGCAUUUGCAAGGGAGUUCUGGGAAAUGCAGUUCCAAUGCUCUUUAAAUACAAGUCUUCCUAUUGCCUCUACAACUGAUCCGGUCCACUACAGUCACAGCUGCACUGGCAUGGAGAGGAUCCAGGACACUCAGAGUAUCUAUUAUGAUGUGUCUGAGCUCAGGGUGACUUAUAACGUGCACAAGGCUGUUUACACUGUGGCUCAUGCACUGCAUAACCUGCUUCUGUGUCAAAGAGUGAAUGGCUCUGUUUUUACACAGCAGUGCCCUGAUAUCCACAAUCUACAGCCCUGGCAGGUUGUUGAGGUCCUGAGGAAAGUGAAUUACACAAACAUGUUUGGAGAUAUGGUUCACUUUGAUAAGAAUGGAGACCCUGUUGGAUCAUAUGACAUAGUGAACUGGCAGAGAGGGACAGAUGAGGGUCCGGUACAGUAUGUUACAGUUGGUCGCUUUGACUCCUCUCUCCCGACAGCACAGCAAUUAGUGCUGAACCAGGACAAAAUCAUCUGGCAUGGGGAAACUGAUGAGGUACCAGUGUCUGUGUGUUCUGUUAGCUGCCCGCAAGGAUACAGGAAGAUUACACGAGAGGGUCAGCCUGUGUGCUGCUAUGACUGUGUGCUUUGUGCAGAGGGCAGCAUCAGCAAUACUACUGAUCAGGCUGAAUGCAUUCUUUGCCCUGAAGACUUCUGGUCUGACCUGCAUCGCAGUCAUUGCGUCCCUAAGAAUAUUGAGUUUCUAUCCUACUCAGAAGCUUUUGGCAUGGCCCUGGCAGCUACAGCCAUUCUGGGUGCUGUUGCUGCAAUGACAGUGGCUGCAAUCUUCUUCCGUCAUCGAGAUACGCCCAUGGUCCGUGCUAACAAUUCAGAACUUAGCUUUCUGUUGCUGCUGUCUCUCACUCUCUGCUUUAUGUGUGUGCUAACCUUCCUGGGCCAACCCUCACGCUGGGCCUGCCCUCUCAGACGCACUGCUUUUGGCUUGACCUUUGCCCUCUGCCUCUCCUGUCUCCUCAGUAAGACCCUUGUGGUGCUUAUGGCCUUUAAAGCCACGUUGCCUGGUAACAACAUGGCUCGCUGGUUUCGCCCCCCUCAGCAGAGACUGGGUGUGUUCUUAUGUUCUGUCCUGCAGGGUGGGAUUUGCAUGGCUUGGCUUACCACAGCACCUCCAUAUCCAGUGAAGAACACCUGGCUAUAUCGUGACCGGAUCAUUUUAGAAUGUCACCUAGGUUCAGUGGCACUUUUCUGCUGUGUGUUGGGUUACAUUGGCUGCUUAGCCGCCUUCUGCUUCAUCUUGGCUUUUCUAGCCCGAAAAUUGCCUGAUAAUUUCAAUGAAGCCAAAUUCAUCACAUUCAGUAUGCUUAUAUUCUGUGCUGUCUGGAUCACAUUCAUCCCAGCUUAUGUCAGCUCUCCUGGAAAAUUCACUGUAGCUGUUGAAAUAUUUGCCAUUUUAGCUUCUAGUUAUGGAGUACUUCUGUGCAUUUUUGGUCCUAAAUGUUAUAUUAUAAUUUUCAUGCCUGAGAGGAAUUCUAAAAAGUAUCUCAUGUCCCAAAAAUGA
Myxocyprinus asiaticus (Chinese sucker) is the source of this 2457-nucleotide messenger RNA. RefSeq names its product extracellular calcium-sensing receptor. The coding region runs from base 1 to 2457 and encodes 818 amino acids. Gene Ontology annotation, molecular function: G protein-coupled receptor activity. The record is from RefSeq and is a predicted model, not a curated record. NCBI's taxonomy places the organism in Eukaryota, Metazoa, Chordata, Actinopteri, Cypriniformes, Catostomidae. Gene Ontology annotation, cellular component: membrane. Gene Ontology annotation, biological process: G protein-coupled receptor signaling pathway. The transcript has 6 exons.